Molecule: messenger RNA, 5622 nt
Organism: Oryctolagus cuniculus (rabbit)
Lineage: Eukaryota; Metazoa; Chordata; Mammalia; Lagomorpha; Leporidae
Source: RefSeq, a predicted model, not a curated record
CGCCCCCACUCCUCGACCGCGGCUACCGCCUAGGGGCCCCCGGGGGCGAGAGCCUCGCCCCAGCCGCGGGCCCGGGCGUCGCUGCGCAUGCGCAACCCAGGUGGCGGGGGCUGGACGCCACGCUCGGGCUACAUCCCAGCCUAGGCCUCAGGGCGGAGGCUGCAUCGCGCAUGCGCGAGCGGCGAGCGGUUGUGGGGGUCGCAUCUGCUACUUGGCUUUGGCCAAGGGGGGCUUUGCGUUUGCCUCAGUCCGCUGGGGUCCGUUUGGCGUUGCUCCUGGGCAGUCGCUUGCCCGGAGCCUGCUCUGCUAGGCUUCUGCGUCCUGUCAGGCCCCCGGGGAGAGGCGUCCUAGGGCGCAGGUGUGGCGCCUGUCUCGGAGUAUCGUUUUCUCUCCCUGUUCUUCACCGUGUGUGCGCUGCUGUGUUUAUUUCUAUCGCCUGGACCCCUGGCUUCGCCUUGUAAAUCGAACAGGCUCGCUAGCCCAGGUGAUAGGAUGUUUUCGACAUGAUGUCGAGGGAUAGCGCGGAGAGUUCGAAUUUGCUGGACGAAACUGUCAGGCCCUGCUAAGGGAGACAGGAGGGGAAGUCGGCGGCGUACAUCUUAAGCCGGAGGUACUUCUGGGCUCCGCCCCGGAAGCAGCGGUUUUCCAGGCCUUGAAAACUUUCAAGUGCCCCGCCUUGGCUGAGGAAGAGCUUCCUGCCCGCGUUGGAAGGCGAGUGCAGAACAAAGUUCUGCUUUUGUUCUUUGCAAAGCUACAGAAACUUGCAGACAGCUCGAGGCCAGGACUGUAGCGAAACGCAUGUGGCUGAGCUGGCUUGUUCUGCACUUGGCAACUUAAUCCGUGUCAGAGCCGAAUAAAAGUGGUUGAAUGUACAAGCUGAGCUUUGGCAGUUUACUCUCCUCCUCCACCCCCCCGACUGGAAGGUGAUAGCAUCAAAUGUGACUCGAGCCUCCCAGCUUUGCUAUUUCCUAGUCCUGAGUCCCUGCCUGGCUGAACACCUCGUGGCGCAGUAGUACUUAGCUAGGUCGGUUUUGUGGCUCCUGGGGCUGCUGUGCUGUUUUUAACAAUGUCAUUACCGUCUGCAUUGUAAUCUUAUAUGCUGUGCUGAUACAGUUGUUGAGGGUUGGAAUAGAAGCGCCGCGUAGGAAUGGAGACUCGGAGUGCUCCAGGUGAAAUGUCAUAUCUUCUAUUUCCUACUGCCUGGGCACUGCAUACCUGUUACUAAGUAGUAGGUAAAGCCCGCAGGACGAGGCGCCCUUGGGUACCUCACUCCCACCAUACACGCCUAAUCGCUGUGGCUGGGCUCGCCCCGGGACGCCUGCACUUGAUACUUCCUCCCUGCUCAGUACUCACUUUCCCACUCCAUUGAACCUGCAUGGCACUGUACUACAUUUUCAGAUGUUAGGGUUCAAAAAAGGUGGGGAAGCAUCUAGUUAAAGUGGAAAAGACUAUUUGAGGGGAGGACAGAAUGGAAGGGUGAAGAGAGUGGAGGUUCAGCCUGGGCAGGCGGUUUGAGGCCAGGCUUCAUCCCGUUUGAGCGGCAGGUGGAGUUCCUUCUUAGGCUGCUUGUUGGGGGAGGUGCAGAGUGCCGCCUGGACCCUGACAGGGUGGGUGGGGUGCGUGCAGCAAGGCUCAGUGUACAAUGCAUCCUCUUAGCAGUUUGGAAUGUCCCAGCUAAGGGGCUUUUCCAAAUAAACAUUCCACCGACCUUUAGAUUAUCUGCACCUGGCUUCAUUGGGUUAGGGGAUCAGGCCUCAGUGACUUAGGGGGUUCAAAUACCCUGGACUUCAUGCAGUCUUGGAGAAGUGAUUAUAUCCUCUGGCAUAGCCCCUAUUCUGACUCUCCAACCUCUUAUCCCACUCUUUUGGCAUUGUAGCACUUAAGUGCUAUCUUAUGUUGUGUACCUGAAUUCAUGUGAGCUAUCUUCACCCGGAAUCAAAGCUCAGAAGGUGUUUGUUAACUAAAUGAUAGAAAUUGGAAUCUAACUCACUCCGGAGAUACUUUGUACUGAAUUCGACAUGGAUUCCUUCCACAGACGUUCAUUUCCUAUCAGGUCCUGUCCUGGAUGCUUGGUGUCUAUCAGUGAACACAGAUCCCUCCCCUCAGGAGCUUAUAUUCUUGAGAAAGGGGAUCAAUAAACAUUUCAUUAUUAUUCUAGAAAUGAUAAGUGCUGUGAGAAAAUGAGAAAGGGGAUUGGAAGUGCAGGUGUGGGCUGCAGUUUUAAACUAGUCCUCAUGAUAAGUCUGAAGAAUAAAUCGGAGUGGUGCUCCAGAUGUGGAGAACUGGGUUUUAGAAGUACAUGUCCUGGGAAGAGGUGGGCUUUGCCACGUUCUGCUAUGUCUCAAAUGUGGGUCUCCACACUGACAGAUGUCGCCAUCCUUUCUGUAUGUAGGUAGAAUGUAUGUGUGUGUGUGUGUGUGUGUGUGUGUGUUUCAAGAUUUACUUAUUUAUUCACAAGGUAGAAUCCCAGAGAGGAAGGGAGAGAGAGAGAGGUCUUUCUCCACUGGCUCACUCUCCAGAUGACUGCAAAAGCCAGACCAUGCUGAAACCAGAAACCAAGAACUCCAUCCAGGUCUCCCAUGUGGAUGACAAGAGCUCACGCACUUGGACAAACUGCUGCUGCUUUCCGAUAGGCUCAUUAGCAGACAUGUGGAGCUAACCAGUACCAGUGGAUGAUAGCAUCAAAUCAUACAUUCUUCAGUGGAGCUGAGAAUCGCUAAGUCUCUUCUUCCCACUGGCUUGGAACUUUCCAAUCCCAGAGAAAGCCUAAGGGACUGCACAGGACUGAGCCCAUAUGGAAGAAGAACGCCCUCUUUUCUAUGGAGAAAGUAGCAAGGUUAGAGAAAAUCAUGCCCUUGGAAGCAUGCGUUCUCUGUGGCAUGAGGCAUACAUCGUCAGACGUCCAAGGUCACCGCCAGUACAGGCAACUCUGUCGUCACUGAAGAUGUUAGAUGUGGGCAAGUGGCCAAUUUUUUCCCUUUGUUCUGAGGAAGAGCUGCAGUUAAUUCGUCAGGCGUGCGUCUUUGGCAAUGCUGGCAAUGAAGUUUUAUACAGUACGGUGAACGAUGAGAUUUUUGUGCUCGGCACGAACUGCAGUGGCUGUUUGGGGUUAGGUGAUGCCCAGAGCACCAUUGAACCUCGGAGACUGGACUCUUUAAGUGGCAAAAAGAUAGCCUGCCUCAGCUACGGGAGUGGCCCACACGUUGUCCUUGCUACCACAGAAGGAGAAGUCUUUACCUGGGGUCAUAACGCUUACAGCCAGCUGGGCAAUGGUACGACGAAUCACGGUUUAGUGCCCUGUCAGAUCUCCACCAACCUGUCCAACAAGCAAGUCAUUGAAGUUGCCUGUGGGUCUUACCAUUCUCUGGUGCUAACAUCUGAUGGGGAGGUAUUUGCUUGGGGUUAUAAUAACUCAGGGCAGGUGGGAUCUGGUCCAACAGCCAACCAGCCCAUCCCUCGGAGAGUCACUGGCUGCUUACAGAACAAAGUCGUUGUGAACAUAGCGUGUGGGCAGAUGUGCUCAAUGGCAGUCGUGGACACUGGGGAGGUCUACGUCUGGGGCUACAAUGGAAAUGGGCAGCUUGGACUUGGCAGUGGUGGCAACCAGCCCACGCCCUGUAGAGUAGCCGCUUUGCAAGGCAUUCGGGUUCAGCGGGUUGCCUGUGGCUAUGCACACACAUUAGUAUUAACAGAUGAAGGCCAAGUGUACGCUUGGGGUGCAAAUUCCUAUGGCCAGUUGGGCACUGGCAAUAAAAGUAACCAGUCCUAUCCUACUCCUGUUGUUGUGGAAAAGGACAGGAUCAUCGAGAUCGCAGCCUGCCACUCCACCCACACGUCGGCGGCCAAGACGCAGGGCGGGCACGUGUACAUGUGGGGCCAGUGCCGGGGCCAGUCAGUGAUCCUCCCCCACCUCACCCACUUCUCCUGCACCGACGACGUCUUCGCCUGCUUUGCCACGCCCGCCGUAUCCUGGCGCCUCCUCUCAGUGGAACCUGAUGACCACCUCACUGUGGCUGAGUCACUCAAGAGGGAAUUUGACAACCCGGACACCGCAGACCUGAAGUUUCUGGUCGAUGGCAAAUAUAUUUAUGCGCAUAAAGUCCUUCUCAAAAUCAGGUGCGAGCAUUUUCGAUCUUCACUGGAAGACUGUGAGGAUGACAUCAUAGAGAUGAGUGAAUUUUCAUAUCCUGUUUACCGAGCCUUCCUGGAGUACCUGUACACGGACAGCAUCAGCCUUUCUCCCGAGGAAGCAGUAGGCCUGCUAGACUUGGCUACGUUUUAUAGAGAAAACCGUUUGAAAAAGCUCUGCCAACAAACCAUCAAGCAGGGAAUCUGUGAGGAGAACGCCAUCGCCCUGCUCUCCGCGGCCGUGAAAUACGAUGCCCAGGACUUAGAAGACUUCUGCUUCAGGUUUUGCAUCAACCACCUGACUGUAGUAACGCAAACUUCAGGCUUUGCCGAGAUGGACCAUGAUCUCCUGAAGAACUUUAUCAGCAAAGCAAGCAGAGUAGGAGCCUUCAAAAACUGAUGCCGCUGCAGGCAAGGGAGGGGCUUCGCUGCGAAGGCUAGAGAGCACUCAUUUCUGUCCCAUCAGUAGUACCUACCGUGAGCUGCGUUCGGGAAUGGUUACGUUCCGUCCGAAGAAAGAUGGUGUCAGUCUUUUCCAUCGGCCUAAAUCCAGCGUUUACAUAGAAAGCAGCGAAUGCUCUGGUCAAAUAUGACCCUGCUCAAGGAAAGAAUGGAAGUGUUUUUAUCUCUACCUUUUCCUCUUUUCAGUCACUUAAGUUGGGUGCCCUUGGUACAUAGUUCUCAGCAUGAUAUUGUGGACAAGGUUCCCCUAUUCAGCCGGCUGGUGUCACAGAUAGCUUGACAAGCAAUGCUGUCCCUACCACAUUUUCAGAAUCCAGCACAGUGCCUUGCAUAGAGUAGGCACUCGAUGAAUUUAUUAUAAAUCCUAAGUCUUGUCUGGGAAUAGCUUCAUGGAAUACUGGAUAGAGCAAUAACUUGCAUAAAAUCAAGGUAAAACAGGCUGUAAUGACUGGGGUCUGUGUUCUUCUGGUACAUUGUUCUGAGAAGUAGUGGCUAACUUAGAACGUUAAUUAGAAUUCACGAAAGGCCUUAGCACUUAAAUUUUUAAAAGGCCCAAGGGCUAAUUUUAAUUUUCUGUUUACUCUGAGUCAUUAAUUUCUCAUAUGGACUACUGAGUAUGGAAUAUUAUCUUUGAAUGAAUAUGAUUUCUGAGCUCAUCUGCCUUACAUAAUUAUAGUAAGUCCUUUGCUGUUCUCUGUGUUGAGAGAUUUGCCUCCACAAAUAAAAAUGAUUGUGUUUUUCCUAUACUUGAUUUUUAUGUCACCAUAAAUGAGUCUGUCCACCUGGCACUAGUAUAAAGUUCUGGUUGAAAAGGAACUGAUACUUUCAUUUCAUGGAUGGCAUUAAUAAGAUAAAUUUCUACUUUUUAGAUCAAAACCAAUUUGCUCAACAACAAAAGAAACUGGAACAAGAAGUAGCAUCAUUAUUAUGUGUCUCAUAAUGUGGUAUUAUGUAAAGAAAACCCUUUUGGAAUUAAAAAUCUUGUUCUGAUAAACUAUUUGAUAAUAAAGUGCUUAUUUACAGAUAACAGAA